AUGGCAGGAGAUAAAAAGACAAUCCAUCCGGCGUUUGCUAUCAACAACAUCAAAACCCUAAUCCCUAUUAUCCUAGACAUCAAAAAGGAUGAAUACUCAUCUUGGGUUUUUCUGUUUGAACUCCAUCUUCAGGCUCAUCGCCUUCUUUUUCUCAUCAAUGGAGCCAAACCCCCUGCAGAUGUUGACGCCGACACCGUGCUCCAACUCGACGCUCUCUGUCGACAGUGGAUGUUCUCCACCAUGGCCAAGGAUUUAAUGCUCACCGUCCUCAAAUCUGGCAAAACUGCUAAAGAGCUUUGGGAUCAUCUUAAGAAACUCUUUCAAGACAACAAAGGUAACCGCGCUGCGACUCUUGAACGUAAGUUUGUCAAUCUUAAGUUUAUUGAUUGCACUAGUAUUGAUGAUUACUGCGAUAAGCUAAAAUCCCUGUCCGAUCGAUUACUUGAUCUUGACUUUCCCAUGGAUGACAAACGCCUUGUGAUCCAACUUGUCAACGGCCUUCCGGAGGAAUACAACACGGUAGCCUCUUUUAUCCAACAAUCAAUGCCGACGUUUGAUGCCGCUCGAUCCCAGCUGCGUACCGAAGAGAUUCGACGCUCCCAACAGCAAUCACAGUCUGCACCUACUGCUCUUGCCGCUGCAGCUCCACCCAGACGCAACAACCAGCGCUCACAGCGUGGUGGUCAUGCCAGACGUGGUGGUCAUCGCUCAUCUGCUCCAGCCACCGAACCACCCCUGCUGCCAACACCUCCGUCCCCUUAUCAGCUCUACGGUGCACCUCAUCCUACGUACAACAUCCAUGUCCACCACAAUGGGCAGUACCACCUUGUCCGUAUCCUACAGCACCUCCGGCAACACAUUGGCAGCAACCUUCCAGCCGCGGUUCCUUCCAAGGCCGUGGCCGUACUGGCAUACCUUACUCCAUCCACGGAAUAUCUUCAACCAAGUGACAUUGCCGAAGCAUACAGCUCCAUGAGUUUAUACUCACCUGACGACGCUUUCUAUAUGGAUACCGGUGCUACAUCGCAUCUCACUGCGGAUUCAGGAUUUGAAUUCGAGGAAGAUUCUCCUUCGAUGUAA
Messenger RNA from Papaver somniferum (opium poppy), 1080 nucleotides. RefSeq lists its product as uncharacterized. Lineage: Eukaryota; Viridiplantae; Streptophyta; Magnoliopsida; Ranunculales; Papaveraceae. The record is from RefSeq and is a predicted model, not a curated record. The transcript has 3 exons. Bases 1 to 1080 code for a protein of 359 amino acids.